AUGACAUCAGGGUAAACGGCACCACCGAAGAAGAGUGAGCAGUAUGCUGUCAGUGUGUGGAGGUCACGUUGCUGCCGUGCUGUGGACCCAUCAUGUCCGUGUUUUUCCCCACUCUCCUGCUCUGUGUUUACGGUUUCUUCUCCAACCUGCGGCCGUCGGAACCUUUCCUCGCCGCCUUCCUGAUGGGACCGGACAAGAACCUGACGGAGACCCAGGUUGUGAACGAGAUCUUUCCCAUCUGGACGUACUCGUACCUGGCGUUGCUGUUUCCCAUCUUCCUGGCCACAGACUACCUCUGUUAUAAACCUAUCCUGGUGCUGCAGGCCUCCAGUUUAGUCGUCACCUAUGUGAUGCUGCUGAAGGCGCAGGGCAUGCUCGCCAUGCAGCUGAUGGAGUUCUUCUACGGCCUGGCCACGGCGUCGGAGGUGGCCUACUACGCGUACAUCUACAGCGUGGUGAAGCCGGCUCACUACCAGAGAGUGACCGGCCUCUGCCGCUCCAUCACUCUGUUCGGAUCGGCCGCGGGAUCUCUGACCGGUCAGCUGCUGCUCUCCGUGGCCAAAGUUCAGCUGCUGCACCUCGUCAUCGUCACGCUGACGGCGGCCGCCUUGGCCUUCGUCGCUCCCUGGUUUCUGCCCAUGCCCAAGAGGAGUCUGUUCUUCCACAAGAGUCCAGGAUCAGCGGAGGACGGACAGAAGAGGGGCAGCGCCGCCCUGCUGGAGAAGGCUGAAGAUGCAGAGAGUAAAGUGCCUCUAAACAUGCAGUACGCCACGAUAUCCAGCUCCUCUGAGACCGAGCGUCCUCGGAGGGGUCUCCUGGACGUGCUGCGGAUGCUGUUUGAUGACUUCCUGCAGUGCUACAGGUGUCGCCCCCUGCUGGCCUGGUCGCUGUGGUGGGCUCUGUCCACCUGCGGAUACUUCCAGAUCCUCAACUACGCUCAGCCGCUGUGGGAGAAAGUUCGUCCGUCGCACGAUUACGAGAUCUACAACGGAUACGUGGAGACCGCGUCCACGCUGCUGGGUGCUCUGGCGGCGCUCCUGGUGGGCUACCUGCCCGUGAGCUGGUCUCUGUGGGGCGAGCUGGCUCUGUGUGUCAUGUCCCUGCUCAUGGCCGUGUGCGUCUUCGUCAUGGACAUGCUGAAGAACAUCUGGCUGUGUUACGCCGCCUACAUCGUCUUCAGAGCUGCGUACAUGCUGCUCAUCACCGUGGCAACGUUUCAGAUCGCAGCCAAUCUCAACAUGCAGCGUUACGCCUUAGUGUUCGGGGUGAACACCUUCAUGGCCCUGCUGCUGCAGACUCUGCUCACGCUGGUCGUCGUGGACUCCGUCGGCUUCGGCCUCGACGUCUACACUCAGUUCUUCAUCUACGGCGGAUACUUCACUCUCAUCUCGGCGGUGUUCCUCCUCGCCGGGUUGUGCAAACUGGUCUCCAGGAGGCGCUCUGAGGAGGAGGUCUUAGCCAACGGCUCGGCAGAAAUCGGAUCAGACUCUCCUCCAAUCAGUGACGCCUGAUUGCAAUCACGAUAUGUAUUAAAGUUUGAACCUUUCAGCUUGGAGAGCAGCAGAGGUGAGUGAGCAGAGUAGAAAAUGACACUUUACUUAGUGAAACCUAAAACUUUAAAGGAGCUUUUAGACCGUCGUUUUAGACUUCAAAUGUCCGAUAUAUUCCGUUAUAUGUUCAUGACGCGAUGAAAGAAAUGUGCAGAAUGAAAUUUGCCCCUUUUUGCCUUAAGGCUCGAUGAGCAGCACUUUAUAUCAGCGAGCACUUCUCCACGUUUACUUUGACACCAGCCAAAAAAAGAGAAGAGUUUAUUUGAAUAUUUAUUGUUUCCUCCUGUCGUCGUGUGUGAGACGUUUCGGUACUCGUGAGGAGAAUCAGUGUUGGGAUGUUAAAUCUCUGUUUUUUGUGAAAUGUCACCUGUAGCUCAUGUGAGACUUCAGGAUAUCGCUCUGAGAUAAUCUGUUACUUCAUACUUGAUGUUUUAAAAAGUGCCUCGAACGUUCAAAAACGCUGCUUCUGCACUGAGACAUUCCUGAAUUCUUCCAGGGAUUUAAAGAGUUUUUCAUUGUCAACAGAUCUGAUGAACGGACAAAAACCAGCAAUGAUUGAGUCCGCUUUGUUCAGACUUCCUGUCUUUAGCUCUCAGCCCCGAGCUCAUUGGUUCCCUCUGACGGUUAUGUAUACGUCUGAGAAGUGAAUUUCUUAAAACAUCUGUUCUCUGCAGAUGAAGAAAACCUCACAGAGAGCAUGCAGAGUCUACAAACCAAUCAGUACUGCACAGAGAUGAGCACUGGCGCCCUCUUGUGGUCCCUUUGUGUAAUGACACGAGGAGGCCAGGCAAGAUCGUAAAGCACAGUUUAAGGACAACAGUAAUAAAUAAAUAAGUCAAUAAACACCUAACCAAGACAUUAUGGGAUGCAUGGCACAUCUGCACAUUGUAAGACUACAUUCAAGGAGUGUAAGUACAAGCCACUGACGCAGGAACGCCAUGUGGUCAAUCAUCACACUACACCCCUUUUUUUUAAUAUCUUUAAAUAUUUAUUUGGAGAGUAACGUCUCAGAAAAAUAAACACUAAGGAUAAAUGUAUUGUUGGUUUCUCUCAGUUUAUGGGAUGUGUUGACAGCUGCACAUGUUGACGAGGUUUGAACCAAAUGAUUGUGGGACGUCAUCAAACUUUUGGAAGACUUCAAAAAUAAAAGAGCCAAACAGAACGUAGAAAUGCCUGCAGACAAUACGGCUCGUCCUGUAGGUCGUCUGUGUGAAUGUGUGUGUGUCAGAGUGUUGAGCACUUAAAGUGAUGUGUGUUUAUUUUCAUACUGGUCGACUGUUACUGGAAGCACAAACAUAGCUGCAGGACGGAGCGUCCAAAACUGACUGGUUUGUGUUUGUUUUCACUUUUUAACAUCCUUUUUUUGUGUCAUAAAGUUCAGAUCAUGUGUCUAACGACGCUGUAACUUCAGCUCUCAUUAACUUUAUUCACUGUAAUAAAAACUUUAUUAGUCGAGCUGCACAAUCACAGACACAAGUGCAAACACUGGGAGUCAUUCUCCAAAACAAGCAUGAUUGUGAAAGUAGCAUUCCCUCAGUGAUCUGGAGAAAAUCACCCACCCUGCCUUUCAGUCUUCUGAGGAUGUUUUAAUGACUGAUUUCUAGUGUUUCUAUUUUUUGUUACAUUUUGUUGCCUUUUUUUUUUUUUUUAGACUGUACUGUAAAAGAACUCCACCAUGUGUCUUUAUUUUUGUUAACUGUCAGAACUGUGAAGGCGUGUUGGGAUGUUUCUAUAAAGAUGUGGACUCA
Molecule: messenger RNA, 3298 nt
Organism: Labrus mixtus (cuckoo wrasse)
Lineage: Eukaryota; Metazoa; Chordata; Actinopteri; Labriformes; Labridae
Gene: slc19a2
Product: solute carrier family 19 member 2
Exons: 6
Coding region: 93-1511 (472 amino acids)
Biological process (GO): transmembrane transport; vitamin transport
Cellular component (GO): plasma membrane
Molecular function (GO): vitamin transmembrane transporter activity
Source: RefSeq, a predicted model, not a curated record